Molecule: messenger RNA, 1505 nt
Organism: Danio rerio (zebrafish)
Lineage: Eukaryota; Metazoa; Chordata; Actinopteri; Cypriniformes; Danionidae
Source: RefSeq, a predicted model, not a curated record
CGGCAUAUAUACCUUAAAUUAACAUAACAUCUUAGAGUCUUUGACAAGUUCCAAAAGAGUAACUUAACAACAAAAUUAGAGCUUUGAACUACUGUUGUGGUAUAUUCUUCACAACACAGGUCCACCCACUGGUGAGGGUUUUGAAAACCUACAGGGUACUUUGAAAAUCAAGUACUUAUAUACUAGGAUCUUCUGGCAUUAGGACUGGAACUAUUAAAAGUGCAUCAUUCAAAAAGUUGAAAUGGGUACCAGUGUGUGCUGUUGGAUUUUAUGUUUUUGCAUUUCAGCUGUACAAAGUAAGAAGAACAUUUUGUGUCAUUUAAGAAUUUCAUCACAUUAAUCUUAAAUCAUAUGUAAUAUAUUAUUAUUCAAUUAACAUUGAUUAAUAUUAUUUACUGUAAUUGUGUUAUGUUCUCUUUUUUGCAGCUAUAAAUGGCUUUCUCCAGUUUCAGUCUCCGGCACUCGCACAUGUCUCAGUCGGAGUCUCUGUAGAAUUAAGUUGCACAUUUGAGCAGAAAGUUCAGUACUGCUUUAAUGCUGUAUUAUGGCAGAAGCUGAAUCUACGAACUGGUCAGUUCAUGACAGUGAUAAGCCCCUAUGAGAAUCAUGUCCUUGGUCUUGAUGGUAAAUCUUGUGUUUUGACUCUCAAUAACUUGACUUCUAAAGAUUCUGGCUUGUAUGUUUGCAUUACCCAUUUUAACUCAAUGGCUAUGAUCGGCAAUGGAUCCAGGGUGAUCGUAACUAGAGAUGACUGUGUUCCAGAACUCUCCAUCUUAUACUCGCCUCCAGAAGCUGAUUCACCAUCAGUGCAGCUCCAGUGUUUGGUUUUUGGAGUUGUCCCAUUUCAGGUGCGGGUUUUCUGGGUGAUUGGAGAGAAAGUGCACUCUGGAUGGACCGAGUCAGCCUGGACAAAUGACACUGAUUCAGCCACAGAAUUCACCAGAGCUCAUCUCUCUGUUCCUGCAGACGAGUGGACUGAAGCUGAGGAAAUUCAGUGCUGUGUUGAAUAUAAAAGCCAAAACUUCUCUAAAUCUCUGAAGCUUUCAUUAUUAGGUUUCCCAAGAACUUCCUGGCUUAUCUACUGCAGCUGUGGAUCAGUAUUCCUGUGUAUGGCUGUAGCCUUCAUUGUUUGUUUAUGCCAAGGUAAACAGAGUGCAGGGACUGAAGAUAUUUCAUCUGUAAUGUUUUAUCCUGUUGAUCACUUCAGAUUAGAACAGAAAUUAGGUCCAAAAAAAAUAAAGGAUGUCAGUGGAGAUCAGAGUUAUUGAAAAGAAUUUAAAGGAAUGUCAGAAUAUGACAAACAUUACGUAAAAAAAAAAAAAAAACUUUUAUACUUAUACUGUUUAUCAGACUGAGAUUACCACAUAUUCUUUGCUUUGCUUUCUUUUGUGUUCUGGCUAAGCAUGAGUUUUGCAAUUAGCUGUUCUUGAGUAAAAUCUAAUGAAUAAGUUGUUGUUAUUUGAUCAUGACUCCUCUUGGCUUCAAAUAAACAAAUCUAAAAACUU